Messenger RNA from Exophiala aquamarina CBS 119918, 1137 nucleotides. RefSeq names its product NADH-ubiquinone oxidoreductase 40 kDa subunit, mitochondrial. Lineage: Eukaryota; Fungi; Ascomycota; Eurotiomycetes; Chaetothyriales; Herpotrichiellaceae. The transcript is spliced from 3 exons. Gene Ontology annotation, molecular function: protein-containing complex binding. Gene Ontology annotation, cellular component: mitochondrion. The record is from RefSeq and is a predicted model, not a curated record. The coding region runs from base 1 to 1137 and encodes 378 amino acids.
AUGCAGACCUGUCAACCCACCACCCUCGCUCUCCGAGCAGCACGAACUGCCCGACCAAAAACCUUUCAACGUCGAAGCCUCCAAGAUAUUGCUAUUACAAGAACUGGAAAACCGAUUAUUCGGUCACAGGGAGGAAGGUCAUCCUUGGGAGGUCACACAGCCACCGUUUUUGGCGCCAAUGGUUUUCUCGGUCGAUAUAUUGUUAAUCGCCUUGCGAAGAGGGGGGUACAAGUCGUGAUACCUUACCGAGAUGAUAUGGGUAAACGACAUCUCAAGGUCUCGGGCGACCUUGGGAGAAUCAGCUUCAUCGAAUUCGACCUCCGCAAUACCCAGUCUAUUGAAGAGAGUGUUCGUCACUCUGACAUGGUCUUCAACCUGAUCGGUCGCGACUAUCCCACCAAGAAUUUUAGUCUUUCUGAUGUCAAUGUUGAGGGCGUUGAGAGGAUUGCUGAAGCUGUCGCCAAGUACGACAUUGAUCGUUUCAUCCAUCUUUCUUCAUAUAACGCAGACAUCAAUUCCCCUUCCGAGUUCUACAGGACAAAGGCACGAGGAGAGCAGGUUGCAAGACAGCUGUUCCCCGAAACAACCAUUGUCCGCCCAGCACCACUCUUUGGCUUCGAAGAUAAUCUGUUACAUCGCCUGGCCGGUGUGACUAAUUUCCUGACCUCCAACAACAUGCAAGAACGAUUCAAUCCUGUCCAUGCUAUCGAUGUAGGUGAAGCUCUCGAGAAAAUUGGUUAUGACGACACAACUGCUGGAGAGACAUUCGAGCUUUAUGGCCCGACAAACUAUAGCAUGGCGGAAAUCGCACAGAUCGUCGAUAAGGAGAUUCUAAAGCACCGUCGCCACAUUAACCUCCCAAAGAGCCUGUUGAAGCCGGUCCUCUUCUAUCUCAACAAGGUGCUUUGGUGGCCCAUCCUGUCAGCAGAUCAAGUCGAGCGCGAAUCUCUUGACCAAGUGAUUGACAAGUCGGCGAAGACUUUUAAAGAUCUUGGUAUCCAGCCAGCAGAGCUAAGCGAACUGACGUAUCACUACCUGCAGGAUUAUCGAAGCAGCAGUUACUACGAUCUUCCCCCAGCUACGGCAAGGGAGAAGAGGGAGGCGAGGAAAUAUUUGCAUGUUAUCGAUGAUCAGUAA